GAAUGCCGCUGCUCAAUUCCGUUAUUACUUCAUUUCCACACUGAACAAGACACACAAAUGUCAGAUUUGUUACGUUUGUAGCAGAGAGACCCGACCAGGUUCAGUUUGUAGGACAUGCUAAUCUUUCAUUGUGUCACAAAAGCUUAUUUGUAUCAAGGCUCUUCAAAUCGGCGGAGAAUAACGUAAAAUGUAUUUUGUCAGGGAAGUGGAGCAGCCUUGCUAAUUAAAAAGUAGCUAACGUUUGUAAGUUAGCCUACAGAAGAUGGAAGCUAGUUCACCAGCCUGUUUUCAUACAUGGGAAUCCCAUACGGUUACUAGCUAACUUAAUGUUAAUAAAUAACCCGGCUAGCAUCACAUGCUCUGCUAUAGUCCUGUCUGUUAGCUAGCUAACGUUACAGAAAAAACUUCAGCGAUGGAAGAAGUUGACAACAUUUUGAUUCACGCCCUCAAACAAGUCGGCACAGAGGUGAGUGAGGAGACUGGCAGCAUCAAACAGUUCACCAGUGAGCUCAUAGUGGAGGCGGUGGUCCGAUGUAUCCGGGUGAUCGAUCCAGGCCUGGGCAGCGCGCUGCCCACCUUCCUCCCUCCUGGCAUGUCCGCCCGCUUCAGAGUGGGCAUGAGCCUGGCACAGGCCUGUCAGGACAUCGGUUAUAAAGGAGAGAUAGGCUACCAGACCUUCCUGUACAGCAAUGAGCCCGAGAUCCGCUCCCUGCUCAUGUUCCUGGUGGAGAAGUUGCCCAGAGAAAGCGCCGAGGCCUCAGACCAGCCGACAGGUAAAUCGGUGGUGCUCCAGAAAGCCAUCGCUGCUGCGAUCAGAGCCCAGCUGGCUGUGCCCUGGCUGCCUCCAAACUGCAGACUGCCACUGCACGGUGAAACACAAAGUCCAGGAGCACAGCACAACUUCCACGUCCAGCCUCUCAGUUUACCACACUGCACUAAAGGUCCAGGAAAGAAGCAGCUGAAAGGUGGGCAAGAGCUGGAGGACUACCAGCGAGACGUUCUUCCUCCUGUGACCGCCCAGCCUUCCCAUCAGGCCUCUGUGGUGGCGUCCAUCCUGGAGCAGCACACGGCUGAGCUGAGCGCUGCUCAGGAGUGGGACAACGAGUGGAACACGCAGGGACUUCUGUCUCGCCUCACACCACAGGAGUAUCGCUCCAGGAAACUGGCCCGGCUGCGUAAACGCAUCGAGGAGCAGCUGCGUUCGGCGGCCCUGCCCUGUCCUGAAAGUGCCUUUGGCGGCCCUCGCUCCGCCUCCGACCUAUCGGAGCUGCUGCAGGCCUUCAGAGGCUCCGCCCCCUCCGACCACAUCCUGACCAAGGGCACCCACUUCACCCACACACAGAAGUUCACCUUCACACAGCAGGCGACAGCAGUAAGCAGCCCCCCCAUCCUCUCCGGCCAUCAGUCGGAGAGUGACAUGCAGCUCCGGCAGCAGGAGGAGCAGGCUUCCCUCCAGCAGCAGUUCCAGCAGCUCUGCAGUGACGUCGACCAGCUAGCAGCAGACAUGAAGCACAUGAGCGUCACUAACGCACAGGUGUUGGAUGAGUUGAAGCAGAGAGAGCUGGGCAACUCUGAGAAAGAGGAGAAGAUGCAGGUGAAGAAGAAAACAAUCGACCUGUUGCCAGAUGCAGACGACAACCUGCCGAAGCUUCAGGCUGUGGUGGAGGCCAGUGCCAAGCGGGUGGUGCACCUGGCCUCUCAGUGGGAGAAACACCGCGCUCCGCUUAUCGACGAGCACCGCAGACUCAAAGAAAUCUGCAGCAACCAAGAUCUGGAGUCGUCCAGAAAGCUGUCCGAAAUCAAGUCUCUGCAUGACAAAAUCCGUGUGUCUACGGAGGAGGCCAAGAAGAAGGAAGAAAUCUACAAACAACUGGUAACGGAGUUAGAAAAUCUUCCUCAGGACGUGUCUCGGUCAGCGUACACUCAGAGGAUUCUAGAGAUCGUCAGCAACAUCAAGAAACAGAAGGAGGAAAUUACAAAGAUUCUGUCCGACACCAAGGAGCUCCAGAAAGAGAUCAACAGUCUGACAGGAAAACUGGACCGGACCUUCGCUGUGACUGAUGAGCUGGUCUUCAAGGACGCCAAAAAAGACGAAUCCGUCCGCAAAUCCUACAAGUACCUGGCUGCCCUGCAUGAAAACUGUAAUCAGUUGAUCCAAACCAUCGAAGACACCGGAACAAUCCUGAGAGAGAUUCGAGAUCUAGAGGAGCAGAUCGAGACAGAGAACAGUAGUAAGACUGUGGCGAACCUUGAGAGGAUUCUGGAUGACUACAAGGCUAUCCGACAGGAGAACUCGGCACUCGCUGCCAAAGUCCGAGAAGGCUGAAGGAAGCCCCGUUCCGCUCCGCUCUGCUUGCCGAGGCAAAGGUUGUGGUAAAAAAAAAAAAAAAAAAACCUGGAGCCAUACAAACCUGAACGGGACUAAAACAGCACUCCAGUUUUCACGCUGAAGAGACUUUAGAAAGGGCGAGCUGAUUUUUUUUUUUUGAACCCAGAACUAACCUGGCAUUUUAAUGCACAAUUUGUACGGAUGGACGAAGAUGACAAUUAGUGUUUAAUUUUCAAACUGAUUUCUGUGGCUAGACGUGCUCUCUGAGGGUCCAUGCACUGGUUAGAAAUCUCUGUCUCCGAAUGAAACACAACAGUGGACAGCCGAGUGUGCUGUCAGACCUGUUACGGUUGGAAAUGUAAAGUCAUUCAUGGUGAUGUACAAAAAAAAAAUGUUUUCAUAAGGUAUCUUGGAUAACAUCAAAUCUUUGACUGGGAAUUUUUAAUACAGGAGUUGUUCCACCAUUUUCAGACGUUAGCAGUUCUUCGUUCUUAUAUUCAAACUGAAUAUGUUGAGUGAAUGGCAUUUGAAUGUAGUCCCAUUAAUAAUGCUGUUCAGCCCAAUCAGCAGAGUAUUGUUGUACAUACAGUAUGGUACCACCUUGAAUAAAGAUGCCUUACAAACU
Molecule: messenger RNA, 2954 nt
Organism: Sander lucioperca (pikeperch)
Lineage: Eukaryota; Metazoa; Chordata; Actinopteri; Perciformes; Percidae
Gene: ccdc22
Product: coiled-coil domain containing 22
Exons: 16
Coding region: 413-2326 (637 amino acids)
Biological process (GO): positive regulation of ubiquitin-dependent protein catabolic process
Molecular function (GO): cullin family protein binding
Source: RefSeq, a predicted model, not a curated record